This is a messenger RNA of Macroventuria anomochaeta, 534 nucleotides long. RefSeq lists its product as uncharacterized. The transcript has a single exon. NCBI's taxonomy places the organism in Eukaryota, Fungi, Ascomycota, Dothideomycetes, Pleosporales, Didymellaceae. The record is from RefSeq and is a predicted model, not a curated record. Bases 96 to 404 code for a protein of 102 amino acids.
CUCCACUCAUACCACAUCAAGAUAACAGUUACACAAGCUCAAUUGAUUCUCCUGAACCUCCUACCACAACUUAUCAUUCUCACAACACCACCACAAUGGCACCCCGCGCCCUGAUCUCCGCUUUGCGUCCCAUCACCUCCUCACUCAUCACUCGCCGCGCACUCUCCACAACACCGCGCAUGGCAUUGAAGGAAGACGGCAACCGCACACCAGAUGAGCUCGAGCAGAAGAAGCAGGAGCAGUUAAAGGAGCAGAAGGAGGGCAAGGGCCGAUGGCGCGAGGACCUCGCCAGCUCGGGCGAGAGCAACAUCGCAGCCGAUAAGCAGAACGUCAACGAUCACGACAGCCAUAUCAAGGAGCUGCAGCAGGAGGGCAAGAAGAAGGGCGAGAAGGGCGAGUUGUAGAAGCAAAUCUAUGUAUGUGGAAGAAGAAAGCAAGCGAAUUUCUCAACGACAGAUGAACCAGCAUGAACGAAUGUUUCAGCGCGGUGUCAAUAUCCAAACCAAUCGAUCAAACUUUCAAAAGAGUUCUGAC